This is a messenger RNA of Anneissia japonica, 1181 nucleotides long. RefSeq lists its product as uncharacterized. NCBI's taxonomy places the organism in Eukaryota, Metazoa, Echinodermata, Crinoidea, Comatulida, Comatulidae. The coding region runs from base 83 to 745 and encodes 220 amino acids. The record is from RefSeq and is a predicted model, not a curated record. The transcript has 6 exons.
UGGGCUGAUAUUUUCUGCUGGAGGCUUGGCAUAUACAAAUAGCUUUACUUUGACAUUGUUUUUGAUAUAUUAUGUGAAAAGUAUGUACCUAGUCUGCGAUCAAAGUGGAACAUGUUGUUGCCCUCUAUUUACUGUGACUGCUGCAGAUGUAUCUGGUAACUCUUUAACAAUAUCGGCAAACAUGACAGAGCCAGGAACUCCAUCGCCAGCAUGUAUUCCACCAGAACCAAAGGCUUUACCACCAGGUGCGUUAAUUCCAAAUGCUACAGCAAACUUUACGACGUCUACACUGGAAUUGACUACAGCUGUCUAUUCUACAGAUGCAACAACAGCGGUUCCGUAUUCAUCAAAGUCAAGUACUGAAACAGACUAUGCUACAUCACAUUUUACCACUGUUUUCAAUCUUUCGGAUGCCAUCACAACGGUUCAGCUGACUUCCACCUCAAGUGCUACAGAGGAACAUACUAGACUGUAUCCAUUUACAGUUAUCUAUUCUACGAAUGCAGCCACACCGGAUAUUGGAAUUACAGAUGUAGAAGAAAUAACCACGACAACUAAAAACAUUCACCCGACCGAGACAACUAAAGGACCAAACGAAGAUAAUUUACCAGGUGGCAUCAUUGCAGCAAUAGUUGUCGUUAGUUUGCUGGUUAUUGGGAUCGGCGUGUUUAUCUGGAAGAAACAUUCUAAUCGUUUUACUUCGAAGGUGGAGAAUAGUCAAGAAUUAGAUAACUUUGAAAUCUAGCAUUGAAGAGUUAACCAUGAAAACACUUUCCUGACAUGUUUCUUUUAUGAUUAAUAAUUACAUAUUUUGAUAAUGGAUAACAUGGAAAAAUCAAUAAUAAAAUGGAUGCUUUUAAAAUAGUAAAAUUAUUGCACCUUUAAGUUUGCUUAAUCAAAUAUAUCACCAUGCUUACUUUGAAUUCGUACUAAGAUGUUCUUUGUACAUUUUUUAUUGACGUGUUUAGUAAUCUUUCAAUAAUGAGUCCAACAAAUACGCAGAUUUUAUCCUUUUCAUUAACUUAAGAUUGUAUAUUAAUAUAUAAUCCAGUUAUACUGAAUUUUUUAAAAUUACUGAAAAUUGUAAGUCAAUAUUGAAAAUGAAAUGAAUGUCUAAUAAUCGGAUGUGCCGCUGUUUGAUGAUUAUGCUAUAAUAAACAUCGGCACAUAAUUAUCUUCAA